AUCGUCUAAAUCUCGGUUCAACCAUGAUUGAUGAUUUUUUCAAUGAAAUUUUCAACUAAAGGGCAUGUUUGAUAGUUUUUUCAAAUUACAAGGACAUGUUUGAUGAAAAAAUAAUAAAGGGGCAUGUUUGAUAAAAUGUCAUAGUAGAGAAGCAUAUUAUACGAUACAACGGAUUCAUUUAGAGGAGCAUAUUAUGAUCAUCGAUAUGCCGAGUACAAAACUAAGUUAAACAGAGAACAAUUUUGUGAAGUUGUCACUUGAGGACCUAUGAGUAGACACUGAAGAGAUCAUGAUAGUUAUCCAAACAGCAGAUUCAUUUAGAAUGAUGAUGUCAUCAUAUCUAAGAUUAUUUUUUUUUUAUCUACGGCCAUUUUUUUACAUAUCUAUCAGACUAUCACGUCAAAAACAAUUUUCACCCUCUCUCGCAGUCGCUAAAGUUUUCAAAUUAAGGAAACCAAAAAAAAAAAAAAACUGACUGGUUUCCGGAACCCUAAUUCCCUCUUUUAUAAAGAAUCAAUACGCCAUCUGAGGUCUCUCAAUUUCGGCCGGGGGGAGGAAGGCAGCGUCGGCAAACAGCUGAACGACUUGCCAAAACUGGUUAGCAACUAGCAAGGAGACAGGGAGUGGCGGGCGUGGUUCGUGGGGGGUUUGAGCUAGAGGAUGGUCGGGGGAGGUGCCGGCGGGAGGACGAAUGACCAGGUGGUUCUGAACAGUACGAAUGUCUUUGCUGCGCUCGACACUUUGAGGAAGAAGAAGAAGAGCUCGAGCUCCUCUGCUGCGAAUUCCGGGAAGGAUCGACACGGCUUGUCUAAAUCGAAAUCGAGCAAGGAUGGUGAUAAGGAGUCGGAGAAGGUGUUCUGGUCGCCGGCGCCGCUAAACUCGAAAUCCUGGGCUGAUGUUGACGACGAAGAUGAUGAUGAUUACUUCGCCACUACUGCCCCUCCCGCUGUGGUCUGGGGUGAGGAUGAUGCUGGUGGCAAGCCUGAAAAGGAGGCCGUGGAGGAAAGUGAGAGUGAUGAAGAGGAUCUUGAUGAAAUUGAUGAUGAUGUGGAGGAAGAACAUGAACACGAGCCUGAAAUAGCCACCGAAGUCGAGCCAGUUAAGAAGCAACCCGAGACUCCCUUAGCUCCCAAAGAAUCAGAAAGGCAACUUUCGAAGAAAGAGUUGAAGAAAAAAGAGCUUGAAGAACUUGAUGCUGUUCUUGCUGAACUAGGAUAUGCCAAACCGGAGUCUAGUAGUCAAGAAGUCUCUGAUGAUGUUUCACAAGAGAAGAAAGCAGACAACAAUGGGCAAGUGAAGAAUGAAAAUGCUCCAGGUGAGAGCAAGAGUGCCAAAAAGAAGAAGAAGAAGGAAAAGACAUCAAAAGAAGCCCCCAAGGAUUCCGAAGAUCAGUCUCAAAGUGCAGGUGUCAUCGGAGAUGUCCCAGCAAGUAGCACUGCUGAAGCCGAAAAGUCUGAUGAUGCAUCCAACGGUGUCGAUGUGAAAGAGCGGUUGAAGAAAGUGGCGGCCAAAAAGAAGAAAUCAAGCAAAGAAGUAGAUGCUGCUGCCAAGGCUGCCGCCAGUGAGGCUGCUGCCAGGCGAGCAAAGGUUGCUGCCGCAUCGAAGAAGAAGGAGAAGGCUCACUACAAUCAGCAGCCAGUGCGGUAAGCCAAGCAAAAGAAAAUUUUGUCCUCAGUACUUGUGUUUGAUUUUGAUAACGCAAGUAGUACCUCAGGAUAAGGAUUGAUGUCGCGAUAUCAAUGGCAACUUUUUUUUGAGAAGGGAUAGAAAGAUACUUGUUCGUUUUAGCUCUUCACAUGUCCUGGUUUUGUUGGGAAUGCUGAACCUGGUGCUUUCUUAAACAGCCUAAUAUGAAAUGACAGGUUCCGUGGUUCAUUUCUAUGUAGUUUCUGUUCUUCCAAGUUUGUUCUUUCAUCAAUGACCACUUCCAUGCCUUUGUUGUAUCAUGAGCAGUUAUUAUCAGUAAACAACUUUCAGUUCUUCCUCAUGUCUGCACUUCCGAGUUGCUGAGAAAAGAGUCUAAUGUUUAAACCAAGGGUCCAAAGGCAUAUAUAUGGGUUUGCCCGUGUCAUGGUUCGACCAUAAAGGUGGCAGAUGAAACGGGUCGCAGGAUUCGAUCAUAGUGGCUUCGGUUAAUAUCUAUUGCCACCGGAGUCUGGGUCGUAACAACUAUGCGCCAUGAAAGAGGUUUCUAUAUAUAAUCCGAGUCGGAUGGAGUGUUUAUUACCGUGUGUUUGGGAGGUUUGGAGAAACUUCGACGACUCGAAUCAAAGCCAUACGGUUCCUUGGUUUAUGGUGCGUCGUAAUGGAGCAAACGACUCGCGGCGACCCUUUCGUUUCUAACGUUUGCUCGAACGAAAAAUCAACCAACGUGAUUCUGGACCGGACCAAAAUCAUCAUUGAUGCUCCUCCGGUCACGAACCAACCAACCGUUACCUUGGAGGCUGGACCAUAAACUUGCGCACUUUCCUCCUCGUGCCUGCAAUGAAUUCUUCCUCCCUUCCAGCUGGGGCCGUGUGAAGGCAAAGUGCACUACAAGCAAAACUCAAAUUGUAGUUGUAGGGCAGGCGCUAAAUGGUAGGCUGGGGGAGCGCCAUGGCCAUUCAUGUCGGCAUCACUGGACAAAAACCAGAGGUUGCCAAAACCAGCAAAAUCACGGACCGUGAACCCAGACCAGACCCAAUUUGCCAGGGCCUUUUGUGGGUGGAAAUUAAAUAUCCUAGUGCAAGUGGAGAUAAUGCUCCACUAGUGCAGGAAAGAAACAGAGGUGGGUUGCUCUGUUUUUAUGGUGUUUUGUUCUUUUUGGAGGCAUUCAGUGUUCUAGAGAUUGUAGUUUGACUCUUUAUCAACAACCAACCAACCAUGAAGCGUACCGAGAUUGAUUUACUGCGUUACAAUUUAAGACUAUUAAGGGUUAAUUAAUGUCAACAUCCAUUCGAUCCUCUAGUUGUUCCAGAAUUUUCAACUUUUUGGUGCUUUGGUCUUCCCCUACCAAUUGUAAACAAUGAUAUGUAGUCUUAAUCAAUAAAUUUAUUCAUCCCCAUUUAUGAUUUGUUUUAGAAACAUAGAAAUUGCAACCCUUUCGAGCAAUUCGUUAUUUGGGUCUCUGUGAAGUUUCUCGGUUGAUAAACGGGUCGUUGAACUUUUUAACCAACUCGUUUCUGUACCAAAUGAAAUGUGCUUUGUUGGUGUGUUUUUUUUUUUUACAUUACAUUAUAUAUUUUGUGAUGAUGGUGGCCUCCCUAUUCAUCUCUCGUCCGAGCAGUUUGUGUGCGAGUGAGAUUGACUGUUGAAUCCUGUAAUCAUAAGCACGUGUUCAUGCAUUCUUAGUUGUACAACUGAGAAUUGGGAUUAUUGUGCUUUGUUCGGCAAAUGCAAGGACAUUCGAAAACCCGCUUAUUUUUCCAUGGAUCAUGUGCCUCGUCAUAACCUUGUGAUUCUUGAUCUGGCAAUGAAAAUUAAGAAAGUGAAAGGAAAUACCAAAAUGAGAAGGGAAAAAAAGGGGCCUAUGCUUCAGGUCUUUAAACGGCUGAGCAUUGUUGGAUUGGAUAAAUAAUUUGAUCAAUCAACAAAAGUUGGCGAAAUGCUAACCAAAAUGUUUCAUUUCAUUAGUCAGUUAGUUAAUGUGAGUGCGUGGCAGAGGACACGUGUACGCAUGUGAAAGGGUCGACUAAGAGCCAGGGAUAGGAUUCAAAUGAUAAAGGAUGGAAUAUGAUGACGUCAUUGCGUCCCAAUGGAUUAAACAAAAAAAAAUGAAAACAAAAGAUAAUGCUUGCCGUCAAAGGAGCCUAGAAGCUUUUUUAUGUGGUUAAUUAAAAACGUGGAUGGCGAAAACAGAGGGCCAAAAAAUGACAAAAGGAGGUGCCACGAUGGAUCGGGUUUUCCGAUAAGACCAACUGGAUUGUGGGCCUGAAUUCUCCCCCGCCCGCCAAUUGCCCAAAUGGGCCCAGUUGGUUUCUCGCCCGCUCACACUCACACUGUCCCUAGUAGUUGCUUUCGUUCUUCUUUCAUCUUUGACUCGAAACCAUCACUAUGCUCAUUUACCAUCUUGCCCAUUACCCCUUUCAUUUUGUCUCUUCUCCAACUAUAUUGUAUUAAAGCAAAAUUUACCAAAUUGUAUGGAUGAUAAUGGAUUGGUCGAUUGUACACCGGAAUAAUCAUAUGAUUCUUUU
This is a messenger RNA of Linum trigynum, 4172 nucleotides long. NCBI's taxonomy places the organism in Eukaryota, Viridiplantae, Streptophyta, Magnoliopsida, Malpighiales, Linaceae. The record is from the annotation of a GenBank genome assembly.